Messenger RNA from Botrytis porri, 1353 nucleotides. RefSeq lists its product as uncharacterized. Gene Ontology annotation, cellular component: mitotic spindle pole body. Gene Ontology annotation, molecular function: GTPase activator activity. Gene Ontology annotation, biological process: negative regulation of septation initiation signaling; activation of GTPase activity. Bases 1 to 1353 code for a protein of 450 amino acids. NCBI's taxonomy places the organism in Eukaryota, Fungi, Ascomycota, Leotiomycetes, Helotiales, Sclerotiniaceae. The transcript is spliced from 3 exons. The record is from RefSeq and is a predicted model, not a curated record.
AUGGCAUCUUCACCCCCCACCAAAGACGCAUUCCAGUUUCCUACACUGGCCCCUCCAAACCAUUCUGUACUCAACCCGCCAGCAUCUCCCCGCCGAGCUUUGAGAAGAUUACAGUCCGCGCACACUCUAGGUUCAUCAUUCAAUCAACCAUCCCUGAUCUCACAACAACAUAAGCAAGCUUUGCAAAAGAUUAUCCCGCCCGUGCCAAAAGAUGCUACACAAUCGUCAACUACAACUCAUUCUAGAGCAAGAUCCAACAGUGAUGUAACGAACAUGGUCCCAGUCCCAAAUUCUUCAAUGAGGCGCCCUACAUCAAACAGAAAACUUACCGCGACAGAAAGUAUGUCGUUAGAUCGUCUACUUAGAGAGGGCCCCCCCCAUGGAGAUAUCAUUGGAAGUUUGGAGAGUAUGAGAUUGAAAAUAUUGGAUCAAGGGGUUAAGAGUGAUAGCGAUGGAAUGUCCUCUUUGCGCAUUUACAUCUGGCUUAUUUUACUCAAUGCACCUACCCUUGAAACCGACGCAUAUCUAUCUCUAAUCCAUCGCGGUGCAUCUCCCGCCUAUUCAAAAAUUCGAAAUGAUACCUUUCGAACUCUAGCCACCGAUCCUCUUUUCCGCCGCCGAGUUAGUGAAGCAAGCCUAAUCCGACUCUUAAAUGCAGUAGCAUGGAAAUUACACGAUGCGAAAGAGGCGCGAGCAGAAUACCGAAAUAGACAGAUUAUGGAGGCGGCUAUUCAAGGUUCUCCAGAACGAGGUCCUUCUUCGCCAAGUAUGAGAUCUAGAGCUCGUGCUCUGACUUUAACAACGGAAGGUUCUGAUGUCGGGGCUGGAGAACCGGGUACAUAUGUUCAAGGCAUGAAUGUACUCGCUGCACCAUUCCUCUACGCUGCCCGUAGCGAAUCUGAAGCAUUUGCUGCUUUUCAUCGCUUCAUCACAACUGAAGUUCCUGGUUAUGUGAGAGGUGCCAUGGAUGGUGUUCAUAAAGGACUCGCAUUAGUGGAUAAAGUUCUAGCUAUUGUUGAUCCAAAAUUGAGUCUUUAUCUGAUUGGAAAGGGUAUGAGUGCAGAAAUUUAUGCUUUCCCUUCAGUACUCACUCUAUGCGCAUGUACCCCUCCAUUACCCGAGGUGCUCCGUCUUUGGGAUUUCUUGUUUGCCUAUGGUGCCCAUCUCAAUAUCCUUUGUAUCGUGGCACAACUUGUUACUCUCAGGCAUUCAAUAAUGAGUUCUCCUAGUCCUACAAAGAUUCUCAGAUCUUUCCCUCCUUUACAAGCGGAUACCAUUAAAGAAGUCACACUUACUAUCAUCAAGAAAAUUCCGGAUGAUGUUUAUGCGGAAAUUGUUUCCCAUGCUAAAUAG